AUGGCCUCCUCUCAUAAAAUUGUCUACUGUCCUCUUAUCCAGAGGUUCAUAGAUUUCACCCCUAAUGCAACCAAUCAAACAACUGCACUGAGUUCCAUGAAUGUUUUUGCCAUUUCCCUUCAUGGCUUGUUCUCUUCCGUUGGUAUCCUGGAAAACCUGCUCAUCAUCGGAAUAGUGGGCUUUCAUGUCCGCCGCUCUGUCAUCAGCAUCUGGAUCCUUAAUCUUGCAGCCUCUGACUUGCUGGCUACUGCCUCCCUGCCAUUCUUCACCCUCUACAUGGCCAAUGGUAACACCUGGAAGUUGGGCGCAACCUUCUGCCGCAUCAAUUCCUCCAUUUUUUUUCUCAACAUGUUUGUCAGUGGCUUCCUGCUGGCGGCCAUCUCUAUGGAUCGCUGCCUUGUUGUGUUGAAACCUGUCUGGGCUCGACACUACAGGAACAUCCAAAAAACAGGGAGGGUGUGUGGUGUCAUUUGGGCUUUGGCUGUGCUCUGCACUAUCCCCUUCUACAUAUACCGUGACACCAUUCAGCUACCCAAUGGCAAGAUCAUGUGUUACUAUCACUAUGCUCAACUCCUCCCAAGUGGGUCCUUUGACCUGGGAUCUUUAUGUAAGCAACGCGAGAAGGGCUUGGCCUUCAUGAAGCUCUUCCUAGCCUUCCUGAUCCCUCUCUUAAUCAUCAUCCUCAGCUACAUUGCUGUGAAUGCCAGUUUGGCGCGCAGAGGCUGCCGACGCCCUUUUCGUUUUGUUCGACUAGUGGUGUCUGUGGUGGUGAGCUUUGUACUCUGCUGGGCUCCAUUCCACGUGUUCAGUGUUAUGGAGGUGGUUGCCCCAAAAGGACAUCCUGCACAGAAAUUAGCAGCCAAAGCCCUCCCAAUUUCAGCAACUAUCGGCUUCCUCAACAGCGUCCUCAACCCCAUUCUGUAUGUGUUCAGCUGCCCUGACCUUUGCAAAAAGAUAAGACAAUCUUUAGGCGCGGUGAUGGAGAGUGUUCUGGCUGAGGAUCUGACCGAGUUUGCCCGGCGUCACAGCACCGCACGCUCCAUCAACAACUCUGAGAUUGUGUUAAAGCAGAGGAAUUCCAUUCAAACCACAUCCAUUAAAACAGAGGAGCAAGAGCAGGAGGAAGAUAUCGUGAUUCACAACUAG
Molecule: messenger RNA, 1146 nt
Organism: Scomber scombrus (Atlantic mackerel)
Lineage: Eukaryota; Metazoa; Chordata; Actinopteri; Scombriformes; Scombridae
Product: prostaglandin D2 receptor 2-like
Exons: 1
Coding region: 1-1146 (381 amino acids)
Biological process (GO): positive regulation of cytosolic calcium ion concentration; phospholipase C-activating G protein-coupled receptor signaling pathway; complement receptor mediated signaling pathway
Cellular component (GO): plasma membrane
Molecular function (GO): G protein-coupled receptor activity; complement receptor activity
Source: RefSeq, a predicted model, not a curated record